Messenger RNA from Oreochromis niloticus (Nile tilapia), 2422 nucleotides. RefSeq names its product solute carrier family 18 member B1 (gene slc18b1). The transcript has 14 exons. Bases 168 to 1538 code for a protein of 456 amino acids. Gene Ontology annotation, molecular function: transmembrane transporter activity. The record is from RefSeq and is a predicted model, not a curated record. Gene Ontology annotation, biological process: transmembrane transport. Lineage: Eukaryota; Metazoa; Chordata; Actinopteri; Cichliformes; Cichlidae.
AAGAAGAAGAGGGUUAGUCUGGAAGUGCUGCGUGUUGUCCAUGCUCACUGUAGUCACUUGUAGCGGAGGAGGCUGUCAGAAGGCGUUUACUUCGCGGCUGGUGCUGUCAGGAUUUACCCUCUCCUCUUUCACUUGUUCUGUCACCGUCUGCAUUUCUCAGCCACUGGAUGUUAAAAAUGGACCAGCAUCCUGAUCUUCCGACGAGAGAGAUGUCAGAUAACAACACAGAUAACAACACCACAGCUGAAUCAACAGAUCCUCCUCAGAGGUUCACAAGAAAAGAGAUUCUCACCUUAAUAUCAAUGGCGUCUGUGAACUUUGGCUCUAUGAUUUGCUACUCAAUAUUGGGCCCAUUUUUUCCCACCGAGGCAGUAAAGAAAGGAGCCAGUCAGACUGUAGUUGGUCUCAUAUUUGGGUGUUAUGCUGUCUCCAAUUUAAUUGGUUCAUUGGUACUAGGAAAAUAUAUUGUCCAGAUUGGUGCUAAAUUCAUGCUUAUUGCAGGACUUUUUGUAUCAUCAUGCUGCACUAUUAUAUUUGGGUUUCUUGAUCGGGCUCCUGCAGGACCUAUAUUCAUCAGUCUGUGCUUUAUUGUGAGGUCGCUUGAUGCUGUCGGCUUUGGAGCUGCUAUGACGUCUGCUUUUGCCAUGACAGCAAAAAUAUUCCCAAACAAUGUGGCAACUGUUUUGGGUAGUUUGGAGAUUUUCACAGGACUCGGCCUUAUCCUGGGACCACCACUGGGAGGGUGGCUCUACCAGUCUUUUGGAUACGAAGUCCCUUUUUUAAGUCUUGGAUGUUUGCUGCUGAUUAUGGUUCCUUUCAACAUUUACGUCCUGCCAUCCAUUGAGGCAGUCCCAUCGAAGGAUUCAUUCUUUCGACUACUCACCCACGUGAAAACAAUCCUGGUUUGCUAUGUGAUAUUCACUCUGAGUGCAGGUCUGGGCUUUUUGGAUGCCACUUUGUCGCUUUUUGCUAUUAACAGGUUCGGUCUCUCAACUGGCUACGUGGGACUAAUAAUGCUUGGUUUAUCUUUACCAUAUUGUCUGGCAUCACCACUGAUGGGGUAUUUCACAGAUAAAUAUCCUGCUACUAGGGUCGCUUUCUUGGUCACAGGAGGCAUCACUGCUACAAUCGGCUUCUGUCUGCUUGGUCCCGCCCCUUUUCUUCACAUCCAGAGUCAGUUGUGGUUGCUGGUCGUCAUGCUGGGUCUAAUUGGGUUUUCUCUGGGUAUGAGUGCAAUCCCCACGUUCCCUGAGAUCAUCACAUGUGCAUAUGAAAUAGGAUUUGAAGAGGGGCUAAGUACACUUGGAAUGGUGUCUGGGUUAUUUGGUGCAGUGUGGUGCACUGGGAUGUUUUAUGGCCCCAUUGUGGGAGGAAUUAUUGUUCAACAUCUCAGCUUUGAAUGGGCUGCUACAGUUCAAGGAGCAUUGGCAUUUUUGGGUGCAUUUCUCAUGUUCGUGUAUUCUCUCUGUCAACGGACAAAACAACCAAGGGUCCAAGAAAACAGUCAGCGAGCAGAUGAAAGAACCCCUCUCCUAUGAUCCUGUGUUCCAGCUCCAAGUUACACAACUUUUUAAACAUCUUAUCAGCCAUUUUUUGUUAUCAGGCUGAUAUUGUUUUAAUGGUGCGAGUCCUUUGGUUAUUUAUAUGUGGUUCUAGGGAAUGCAUUGUAGUAGGAACUACCCAACAGGUAUUUUAAUUUAUAUUUGCAGGUAUUUAUAACUCUAUAGCCUGCUUCUUAUCAAUGCAGUAACACUGUGUAAUGUAAAAUCUAAGAUUAAUUGUAUUAUGUUUUUACAAAAAGCUAGAGAGUCAUGGAGUGGGUCCAAAAAUAAUUUGGGGAGCAAGACGGAUAUUAAAAAUGAAACCAGAAGUUCACUACACAAACCCAGCUUGAUUGUGAGCUAAGUUAGAGUCCUGUGCUGGUAGAAUCCACAGAAACAAACUCCUGCCAAAGUAUUUAAAACUGCCUUGUAAUAGUUUUUUCAACACUGCCAGGAUAACUCACACACAAUAACACACAAUGACACCAGCCACUUGGUUAGUAGGAGUGAGUUUUUAUAACCAGUGGCUUAAUUGUAAAGCAGUGCAAGUGUACUGAUUUAAGGUGGUGCAUCUGAAUGUAAGUGUUUCAUAUGGGUGUGUAACUUAUAAAGUAUACAUUUAUUUACUAUACUAAAACAGUGCAAUUUACUUGAUAAUCACAAACAAUUGUGCCUUUUGUAGAGAUGUUCAUAGGAUUUCUACAUCACAACUUGGAUUUCAUUUUUAAUUGACCAAUAUCAACAUCUGAUUACCUCAUUCAUAGAAAUGUGAAGAAAACCGUGUGAUAUAACGAUAUCUUUGGAAAGAUAAAUUAUACAGGUCAUAAUGAACCUUUCAUACUGUACUAAUUCUUCAAACAGGGAAUUUAUUGCAGAUUUCA